Molecule: messenger RNA, 801 nt
Organism: Mesitornis unicolor (brown roatelo)
Lineage: Eukaryota; Metazoa; Chordata; Aves; Mesitornithiformes; Mesitornithidae
Gene: ALAD
Product: aminolevulinate dehydratase
Exons: 9
Biological process (GO): heme biosynthetic process
Cellular component (GO): cytosol
Molecular function (GO): zinc ion binding; porphobilinogen synthase activity
Source: RefSeq, a predicted model, not a curated record
AUGCAGGCAGACUCCCUUCUCCACAGCGGCUACUUCCACCCCGUGCUGCGCUCCUGGCAGUGUACGGCCACCACCUUCAAUGCCUCCAACCUCAUCUACCCCAUUUUUGUCACUGACAGCCCUGAUGCAGUGGAGCAGAUCCCCAGCCUCCCUGGACAAGCCAGGUAUGGAGUCAACAAGCUGGAGGGGAUGCUGCGUCCUCUCGUUGAGGACGGCCUGAAGUGCGUGCUCAUCUUCGGGGUGCCCAGCAAGGUCCAGAAGGAUGAGAGAGGCUCUGCUGCUGAUGCGGAGGACACGCCUGCCAUCCAGGCCAUCAAGAAGAUCCGCUCCACCUUCCCAGAGCUGCUCAUCGCCUGCGAUGUCUGCUUGUGCCCUUACACCUCCCACGGGCACUGCGGCAUCCUGCGUGAAGACGGCACCAUCCAGAACGAGAUCAGCUGCCAGCGGCUGGCAGAAGUGGCGCUGGCCUACGCCAAAGCAGGCUGCCACAUCGUUGCCCCCUCGGAUAUGAUGGAUGGGCGCAUCGCGGCCAUGAAGACGGCGCUGAUCUCCAACGACUUGGGCAACAAGGUCUCAGUGAUGAGUUACAGCGCCAAGUUUGCUUCGUGCUUCUAUGGCCCCUUCAGGGAUGCUGCGCUAUCCAAACCCGCCUUUGGAGACAGGCGAUGCUACCAGCUGCCCCCAGGCGCCAGGGGCUUGGCGAUGCGUGCUGUGGACCGGGAUGUGCGUGAGGGAGCAGACAUGCUGAUGGUGAAGCCGGGGAUGCCCUACCUGGACCUCGUGAGGGACGUCAAGGCUCGA